Impatiens glandulifera is the source of this 3077-nucleotide messenger RNA. RefSeq names its product receptor-like protein EIX2. The record is from RefSeq and is a predicted model, not a curated record. NCBI's taxonomy places the organism in Eukaryota, Viridiplantae, Streptophyta, Magnoliopsida, Ericales, Balsaminaceae. Bases 62 to 3019 code for a protein of 985 amino acids. The transcript has a single exon. Gene Ontology annotation, molecular function: protein binding.
AACACUUCAUUUAUAUCUCUUUUUUUUCAGCAAUCAAGGUUCUACCUUUCAAGAAGAAUCCAUGGCUAAUUUCAAAAUUCUCAUAGAGUUCUCUCUACUUGUAUUCAUUUGCUGCAAUUUUCUAUGCUCUGUUGUCAUUAACGCAGCUAGUUGUUUACAUGUCGAGAGAAAUGCACUUCUCUCCUUCAAAGAUGGUCUUGAUGAUCCCUCCGGCAGGCUAUCAUCUUGGGUUGUCGGUGUCGACUGCUGCAAGUGGGAAGGUGUUGACUGCGACGAGAAGACCGGUCGAGUCGUCAGUCUCAAACUUCAGAAUCCUUUUCCGGAUAACCCUGAUGCCGGUUUUGGAUUAACUGCAGGUAAUCUCAAUUCUUCUCUUGCUAGUCUAAAGCAAUUGGGUUAUUUGGAUCUUAGCAUGAACAAUUUCGGAGGAAUUUCAAUCCCUGGUUUCUUUGGAUCGUUUGAGAAAUUAAGAUAUCUCAAUCUCUCUGGUUCCUCAUUCGGUGGAACUUUUCCACCCCAGCUUGGGAAUCUGACUGAUUUAGUUUAUCUUGAUCUUAGCAAUUCCAUCUCUGAUCAAGUGGCAAAUGACUUGAACUGGAUUUCUACCCUUUCUUCAUUGAAGCAUCUUAAUAUGGGCAAUGUUAAUCUUAAUUUGUCUGCUCACAAUUGGCUUGAGAAUGUAAACAUGCUUCCUUCUCUAAUUGAGUUACAUUUGCCCAAUUGUGCCCUUACAAAUCUUCCUCCAUCUCUUCCACUUGUUAACCUCACUUCACUCUCCGUCCUUGAAUUAAGCAGCAAUGGUUUCGUAAAUUCCACCUUUCCCACAUGGCUGUUCAACUUGAGUAACCUUACAUAUCUCAACCUCUAUUCAAACGGACUCCAAGGAACUAUCCCAGAUGGUAUUUCCUCUCUGAAAUUCAUUGAACACAUCGAUUUAUCCUUUAACGGUUACAUCAUGGGAAAGUUACCAAAGGAUCUAGGAAAUCUCUGCAAUUUGCGAAAACUUCUCCUCUCUGGAACCCAAUUUGAAGGCGAGAUUGGUGAUCUUAUCGACGGAUUUUCAUCCUGUGUCAAUACAAGUAGAUUGGAGGAGUUGGAUUUGGGUUACAAUCAGCUUGGCGGGUUUCUUCCGAAAUCAUUGGGGCGUUUGAGUAAUUUGAAGUAUUUGACUCUGUCGGAUAACUCCUUUCUUGGAGAUAUUCCGGAAUCCAUUGGAAACUUGUCGUCCCUAGUGGAACUUUCCGUUUCCAACAAUCAAAUGAACGGAUCUGUUCCGGAAAGUCUUGGAAAGCUGUCGGCUUUGUCUGUGUUAGAUCUCUCGAAAAAUCCAUGGAAUGGGGUCAUAACAGAGAUGCAUUUUCUUAAUCUAUCGAGUUUGAAGCAGUUGUCAAUAAUGGGCACAACUCCAAAGAUUAACUUUGUGAUUGACAUCAAUCCGGAUUGGAUUCCUCCUUUCAGACUCGAGUACAUUGACAUCAAAUCAUGCCAAGUGGGUCCGAGGUUUCCCAGUUGGCUGAGGAACCAGAACAAGAUAAACUACCUUGUACUCAAGAACACAAUGAUUUCUGACGUCGUACCGGAUUGGUUUCUUAAUCUGAAUUUGAGUCUUAGAUGGUUUGAGUUGGCUUACAACAAUCUGAGCGGAGAAGUGCCCAACAGGUUCGUCUUCGAAGAAGGAACGUUUCUAGAUUUGGGGACAAAUCGCUUUGAGGGUCCACUUCCUAUGUUUUCUUCAAACAUAAGCACUUUCUACUUGAGCAACAAUUUGUUCCAUGGAACCAUACCAGCCAACAUCGGCCAACUAAUGCCAAUGUUGACAAAUUUCGACGUUACCAAUAAUUCUCUUCAUGGAAUAAUACCUGCAUCAUUUGGUGAAAUUCAAACACUAACAAGCCUUCAGCUCUCCAGAAACAAUUUUUCGGGUGAAAUCCCGGAUCUCAUUUGGGAAGGCUGGCUGACUCUGUACAUUAUAGAUUUGUCUUUCAACAAAUUGACUGGGAAAAUACCGAGUUCGAUAGGCACUCUGAGCUGGUUAAUGUUUCUAUCCUUGAGUAAUAAUAAACUCGAUGGUCAAAUUCCUCCUUCUUUGCAGAACUGCACGAAAAUGAAAAAGCUAGACCUCGAGAACAACAUGUUCACUGGCCAGGUUCCAUCGUGGAUAGGGGAGAAACUGUCGAUACUUCUGAUUCUAAAGCUUAGAUCAAACCGGUUCAAUGGGGGUAUUCCAAAGCAGCUUUGUGGUCUUUCGGAUCUUCACAUUUUGGACCUUGCUCAGAAUGGUCUUUCGGGCACAAUUCCUCUCUGUUUGAGUAACUUGACUGGCAUGGCAACUGAAAUUGAUGUAGCAAGGUAUGAAGGUGAAUUGAAUGUUUUUGUGAAAGGAAGAGAUCUAGUUUAUAAGGAUACUCUUUUCCUUGUGAACUUGAUCGAUUUCUCUGACAAUAAUCUGUCGGGAAGCAUUCCAAAUAUAUUUUCAAAUUUAUCAAGACUCGGGUCACUGAAUUUGUCUUCUAAUCACUUGACCGGAGAGAUACCUGAUGAUAUUGGAAGCUUAUAUAGGCUAGAGACGCUAGACCUUUCAAGGAACCAGCUUUCUGGGCCGAUCUCAGUAAGCUUAGCUUCUAUGACUGCGUUAAACCAUCUCAAUUUGUCUUACAACGACUUCAGUGGUAGAAUACCGACUAGCAAUCAGUUCAAUACAUUCGAUUCCUCUACAUACAUGAAUAAUCCAAGACUCUGUGGGCGUCCAUUGACAGUCCCAUGCGCAGGGGAUCCUGAUCAGACGAGUUCUCCUCCCACUGUUACUGACGACGAAGAAGAAGAAAACUGGUUUGAAAUGAGGUGGUUCAUCGUUAGCAUGGUAUUGGGAUUCACGAUUGGUUUCUGGGGAUUUUUCGGUACUUUGAUCAUUAAACAAUCAUGGAGAAUAUGUUUUUUUGGGUUUGUGGAUGAGAAACUUUUAGAUGCUGCAGUGGGUGUGAGGCGUUUAAGGAAGAAACUAAAGUCUAAGCGAGUGUGAGUGUGAUUAAUUAGUACUAUUGUAAUAAAUUUGAAAAAUAAGAUUUAUGCUUUACAUU